Messenger RNA from Phytophthora nicotianae INRA-310, 324 nucleotides. RefSeq lists its product as hypothetical. Bases 1 to 324 code for a protein of 107 amino acids. Lineage: Eukaryota; Oomycota; Peronosporomycetes; Peronosporales; Peronosporaceae. The transcript has a single exon. The record is from RefSeq and is a predicted model, not a curated record.
AUGGACGUCCUUCUUGACUGGAUUACCACCGAAGGGAACUAUCGUAAGUGGAAAGGCGGCAUGAAACACUCAGGUGUGUCUAAAGAAUCACUGUGUGGGCUCAUCAACGGAAGAAUGAUCGAUGCUGGCAUCACGCAUCGUAAGAACGACAAUAUUCGCGAGAAGAUCAAGAGCCUGGAGGCGAGUUUUAAGCGGGCCGAAGAUUGGCGUGCUAACACCGGCCAAGGGGUUACUGACGAGGGCGAUCUGAAGAGCGCUGUGGCCAAGUUGUGUCCUUACUAUGAUCAAUUGGCUCCUGUCAUGUUAGAGCGAGCGUCGACAUGA